Bemisia tabaci is the source of this 1866-nucleotide messenger RNA. The record is from RefSeq and is a predicted model, not a curated record. NCBI's taxonomy places the organism in Eukaryota, Metazoa, Arthropoda, Insecta, Hemiptera, Aleyrodidae.
GAACAAAAAUGAUUAUGUCAAUAGAACACAGAGAAUGUUAGAUGAUGGUGACUUUGUUCAAGUAAUCAAGGAUCCUACUAACGACAUAGCAAAGAAAGUGAGCAACGCCUUGAAAGCCGUCACAGUGAUGGAUGACAAAACUAAAGCAAGAUUGAAAGCUUCUAAUCCGGUGACACCUAAACUUUACACCUUACCUAAAACCCACAAACAAGGGGAAAAGAUGAGACCCAUUGUUAGUAACAUUGAUUCACCAACUUACAGCCUCGCAAAGUGGUUAAAUAAAAGUUUCCUGCAGCUAGGACCUAUCAAUAGUAUGUCGGUCAAGAACAGCAACCAAUUCAUCAAUGAAGUUCAAGACACAAAAAUAAGUGAAGAUCAGGUAAUGGUUUCUUUUGAUGUUGAGUCACUCUUUCCAAGUGUACCGAUAAGGAAAACCCUGGAUAUUUUAAAGAAAUGGUUGCUAGAAAAAGAGCUAGAUGAAAAAAUUGUCAACAAUCUUGUAAAUCUAACAGAAAUUUGCACCGAAAACCGGUUUUUCCAGUUCAAUGGUAAAAUUUAUAAACAAGAAGACGGUCUAACGAUGGGCAACCCUCUAUCCCCCUUCCUUGCAGAACUUUUCAUGAGUGACUUGGAAAGAAAGAUUAAAAAUGGUUUCAAUUGGCUUUUCAAUGUGUGGAGAAGGUUUGUGGAUGAUGUUUUUAGUAUAUUGAAGAGAAGAAAUUUAGAUGACGCCUUGAAGUUCUUAAACUUGCAAGAAAAGUCGGUUAAGUUCACCUACGAGGUUGAGAAUAACGAGAAACUUUCCUUUCUCGAUUUAAUGGUACAUAGGCAGAAGGGAAUGUUAAAUUUUGACAUUUUCAGAAAAGGAACGCAUACUGACAUUUACAUUAGUAACGACUCUUACAACCCUCCUAGCCAAAAAUUGAGCAUUUUCAAUAGUUUGAUCCACCGGAUGCUCAGUGUUCCUUUGUCGCCUAUGGAUCGUAGUAAAGAAGAGCAGAGAAUUUUGGAAAUUGCAGUGAAAAAUGGUUUUCAAGUUGAAACUGUAAGGAAUUUAAUUCGUAAAAAAGAAUUUCGCAAAAGGGUUCAGGAAGUGACCACUCUUAAAAGUAUAAGAGAGGAUGAAGGCGCCUUUGUGAAGAUCUGCUACCAUCCAAACCAUUUUUCAAAGUUUAAAAAAGUGUUUCUGAAGUAUCACCUAAAAGCAGUUCCAGUUAAUAGGCACAAUUUGAAAUCAGUGUUCCAUGGUGAUCUUAAGGACCAAGUUAGAGAAGAAGACAGGGCUGGCAUCUACAGUUUGAAAUGUAAAGACUGUGACAAGCAAUACAUUGGGCAGACAAGAAGGAAGAUGAAAGUAAGAAUAAAAGAACAUCAAAGAUGUAUUAAGAACAGAGAAAUUGACAAGUCAGCAGUAGCUUUGCAUAAUCUUGAGACAGGACAUCGGUUCGAAGAGGAAGGGAAACUGUUAAUUGGAUGCAACGAUAGAAGGAAGCUGAACAUCUUGGAAGCUAUGGAAAUGCACAAAAAGAGAGACAAGUUGGUAAAUUUAGAUUUGGAAUGCCUGGAAAACUGUUUGCUCAAAGUGAUUGGCAGCACUGAUAGAUUCCACACCAAGCAGGAUGUAAACAACAACAGGCAGUCGGAAUUUAGCCUUGAAGAAGUGACCGAGGUGUCCCGAAACGCGUCGGCUUUUUAAUUUUAUUUUGUAAAAAUAUUGAUAUGAAACUUGACAAGAAAGAGGAUAAACUAGCAAAGCAAUCAGAUAAACUUGUCCUUCCCACCUCUUUGCGAACCAAAAGUGGUUAAUAAAUCGAGAGAUAUUUUCACACCUGAAGGAGAAGCAGUCUGGAAAAUGGAUGAAUUCAG